AUGAACACAAAUUGUCACAAAAUUCUCGAAGUUGAAAGACCGGAAAUCUGUGGACACAAGAUGGCGCACUUCAUAAUAAGAAGUUGUUGUAGAUUUCCCUCCUCAUCAGGGAUUAGGCGCUUUACAAACCACCAAAGUUUCCACCUAAAGCGGUGUAUAAAAACUCGGUUAUGUGUCCUACCUCCGUGUGGAGUCGGAGGAGCGCUUGCUCUGCGGGCGUACAGCUCCGACCGCGGCGACCCAAAGCCCCAUCAGAAGGUGGUGGUCGUCGGUAUCCCCAACCCUUUCAUCUGGCUCCGAACGCGGGUCUACUAUUUCCUCAUUAGAGCCUAUUUUGAUUCCGAGUUCAACAUCGAGGAGUUCACGGAAGGGGCGAAACAGGCUUUCUUCCAUGUUUCCAAGCUGCUGUCACAAUGUCAGUUUGCUGCUCUCGAAGGGCUGGUGGCCAAUGACUUAAUAGGAAAGCUGGAGGAGAAAUGCGGCCUUCUCCCGCCAAACUACAAGACGGCGUUGUUGGCGAGGCCUGACGAGCUCAUGUACACCACACCGGGCGAUGUAGGGAUCUACUACGAUGACAAGGGGAGACGGUUUGUGAGUAUUUUGAUGCGUUUCUGGUACCUGACCAGUGCCCGUCUGCCAGAAGAUAGUCUGGAGGGAACCCGUGUCUUUAAGGUGGCCAUCGGAGGAGAGGGGGAGGCGGAAAGCAAGAGGCUGCUAACCGCUAACUAUGAAUUUCAAAGGGAGUUUACCAAAGGGGUGGCGCCAGACUGGACGAUUACACGGAUAGAGCACUCCAAGCUUUUGGAUUGA
Molecule: messenger RNA, 810 nt
Organism: Nerophis lumbriciformis (worm pipefish)
Lineage: Eukaryota; Metazoa; Chordata; Actinopteri; Syngnathiformes; Syngnathidae
Source: RefSeq, a predicted model, not a curated record